Messenger RNA from Zymoseptoria tritici IPO323, 2286 nucleotides. It is a transcript of the gene MgBGL9, whose product is annotated as putative beta-glucosidase. Gene Ontology annotation, molecular function: beta-glucosidase activity. The record is from RefSeq and is a predicted model, not a curated record. The annotation marks the transcript as partial. Lineage: Eukaryota; Fungi; Ascomycota; Dothideomycetes; Mycosphaerellales; Mycosphaerellaceae. Gene Ontology annotation, biological process: glucan catabolic process. The transcript is spliced from 9 exons.
AAUGCAACCGGCUCUGGUUGGGAUGAAGCUUUCGCAAAGGCUUCCGUAUUCGUGUCGCGGCUUACUCUGGAAGAAAAGGCUACCCUAGUCACUGGCACUGGCGGACCAUGCGUUGGAAACAUCGGCAGUGUGCCUCGUCUAGGCUUCAAUGGAAUGUGCCUCCAAGACGGCCCGCUCGCCAUCCGAGUCGCCGACUAUGCUUCCGUCUUCCCAGCUGGUCUCACUGUUGCCGCGUCGUGGGACCGCAAGCUUGCCUACCAAAGAGGUCAAAACCUCGGAGAUGAAUUCAAGAAUAAAGGAGCCCAUGUCAUGUUGGGACCAGUUGCAGGGCCGCUCGGACGAUCUGCGUACGGCGGAAGGAACUGGGAAGGAUUCUCUCCUGAUCCUCAUCUGACUGCGGUCAUGUUCGAGGAGACCAUUCUCGGUGCCCAAGAUAGGGGAGUUCAGGCUUGUGCGAAGCACUACAUUGGCAACGAGCAGGAAGUGCAACGAAAUCCCGGCAACAACGACAACGGAGAACGGAUCGAAGCCGUGUCGUCGAACAUCGAUGAUCGUACGAUGCAUGAGCUUUACCUUUAUCCAUUUGCGAACGCGAUACGUGCAGGCGCUGCUUCGAUCAUGUGCUCCUACCAGCGAGUCAACGGAUCGUAUGGCUGUCAAAACAGCAAGACCCUGAACGGUCUUCUGAAGGACGAAUUAGGUUUCCAAGGCUACGUCGUCUCAGACUGGGGAGGAACCCACUCUGGAUACCAAGCCAUCAACGCCGGACAAGACAUGGACAUGCCAGGCUCCCUUGGCGGAAGUCCCGGCGCCUCCUUUUUCGGCGGCAACAUAACCAUCAACGUCCAAAACGGCAGUCUCUCCAUCGAACGACUCGACGACCAGGUCCGAAGGAUCAUGACUCCCUACUUCCAUCUCAAGCAGGACACGGACUACCCACCCAUCGAUGGCAGCUCGCCUGCGCUGAACAAUCGGAACCCAUCGUCAUUCAACUACACCUUCACGUUCGGCCCUGCGGACGUCGACGUCCGCGAAAAUCACGCAGACCACAUACGCGAGCUCGGCGCGGCGGGGAUCGUUCUGCUCAAGAACGUCAACAACACACUUCCUCUCCAGAAGCCAAAGAACAUCGGCGUGUUCGGCAACGAUGCAGGCGAUCUAACCGACGGUCUCUACUCAGCAGGCAACCGAGACCUAGGUAACGUCGGCUACGACUUCGGCGUGCUACCUGUUGGAGGCGGAUCCGGCACCGGUCGUCUCACGUAUGUUAUCUCACCGCUGGAGGCGAUCAAAACCCGCGCUGCAGAGCAAGGGAACAAGCCGUUGGUGCAGUAUGUGCUUAACAACACACUUGUGAAUUUGUCGAGAGGAUUCAACAUUCUCUUCCCACGUCCACCAGAAGUAUGCAUGGUAUUCCUCAAGACCUGGGCCACCGAAGGUGAUGACCGGACUUCGCUGCUUGUCGACUGGAACGGCACCGCGCUAGUCAACACGGUCGCUUCGCAGUGCUCAAAUACGAUUGUUGUCACGAAUAGUGGUGGACUGAACGUCCUGCCCUUUGCGGACCAUCCGAAUGUGACGGCGAUCCUGGCGGCUCAUUAUGGUGGUGAGCAGCAGGGUAAUUCGAUUGUGGAUGUCCUCUGGGGCGACGUCAAUCCCAGCGGCCGCCUGCCAUACACCGUCGCCAAGAACGAGAGCGACUACGACUUCGCCGCCAUUACCAACUCCACCGCUCUGCUCAACUCCUCCGACCCGAACGCCUGGCAAUCCGACUUCAAAGAGAGACUUUUGAUCGACUACCGCUGGUUCGACUACUUCAACACCACAGUCCAAUACGAAUUCGGCUUCGGCCUGAGCUACACCACCUUCUCCCUCGCCGAUCUCGCCAUCACUGCGCUCAGCACUUCAGCAGUACCCUCAACUCCACCCGCUCACUCUAUCGCUCCAGGCGGUAACCCUGCGCUAUGGCAAGCCCUAUUUCGUGUAACCACAACUGUUACCAACACUGGCUCGGUACCCGGCGCCACCGUUCCCCAGCUAUAUUUAGCUCUGCCAGGCCCACCGAACGACGAUAUCACGCCAGUGAGAGUCCUGAAGGGCUUCGAGAAAGUGUUCCUACAGCCGGGAGAGAGCCAAGAGGUAUGUUUCGACUUGGCCAGGAGGGAUCUAUCGUACUGGGACGUGGUUACCCAGGACUGGAGAAUCGCGGAGAGAAGUAUUGGAGUCGAGGUGGGGUUCUCGAGUCGGGAUGUUAAGCUGAAUGGGGAGUUGCAGCCGCUGGCGUAG